AGUGGGCGGUGUGACAUUUCGGGCAUCUUGUUCCUAAAAUUUUCCACUCGCCCUGACGGCAUGUGAACGCAACGCGGGCCGCCAGGGCAAACAAUAGCGAGAAGACGCGCUCGUGCACAGCCGCUCUGGAAGCGGCAGAUGUGAAGAGGAGGCACAGGAGGAGGAAGCAGCGGCCAUUCACACUUCGAAGCGGGAGCCUCCUGCUCUCUCGUCCGUCUCGGCUCUCUCGUCCUCAUGGCCUCAGACGCUGCUGAUAAAGGAGACAGUAUUCUUGCUCUGCAAGCAUGGCAGUGAAUGUCGCUGGACUCGUGGCGGUGGCUGCCUUUUAUGUUGUUGUCCUGCUCACUGGCAUCUUGGCAUCGCGCAAGUCUAAGAAAGUGGAGAAGAAAUGCGUUGGCAAAAAGAGCGAAGUCUCCAUUGUUGGAGGCCGCAACAUCAACGUCCUAAUAGGAGUUUUUACCAUGACAGCAACGUGGGUUGGUGGAGGUUAUAUUAUGGGGACUUCAGAGGCUGUUUAUACUCCCUCUCAAGGUGUUGUCUGGGCUUUUGGGCCUCUGGCAUAUCUUUUGAAUUUUGUUUUAGGAGGAUUAUUUCUGGCCAAACCAAUGAGGUCAAAAUGCUACGUGACCAUGUUGGACCCGUUCCAGCACCGCUAUGGCCAAAUGUUCACGACAGCAAUCUUAGUUCCUGCUUUGAUCAGUGAUAUUUUGUGGGUUGCCUGCACCCUCGCUGCUCUAGGCGGGACGAUGAGCAUCAUCCUAGAGCUACCAUUUGUGAUCUCCAUCGUCAUCUCAGCGGCCGUCUCCAUCGUCUACACUUUUCUAGGCGGCCUCUAUGCAGUGGCAUACACCGAUAUCAUCCAACUGGCCUUCAUAUUUGUCAGUCUGUGGCUGUGUAUUCCCUUUAUUAUUAUCAGCCCGGCGGUUAGUGGCGCCUUACAGGCAGCGCAUUUCAACCAAUCAAGUGUGCACUCAUGGGUCGGGACGGUGCAGCUCCAGGACGCAGGGAAAUGGACGGACAAUUUCCUGUUGUUGACCUUAGGAGGACUGGCAUACCAAUCUCUACACCAGAGGAUCCUUGCUGCGGCCUCCUCGUCCAAGGCUCAGAUUACCUGCUUUGCUGCUGCUAUCUUCACUUUCAUUAUGGGAAUCCCCUCAGUGAUCAUUGGCGCAGUGGCUGCUUCAGCAGACUGGAACCAGACAGAAUAUGGUCUACCCCCACCUUAUGAACGCGGGGAGGCCGGGAUUGUUCUGCCCCUGGUCCUGUCCUACAUCGCCCCCAGCUGGGUGUCAGUGUUAGGCAUUGGUUCUAUAGCGGCAGCAGUUAUGUCCUCCAUGGACUCCACAUUGCUGUCGUCAGCAUCCAUGUUCACACAAAACAUAUACAAGACGACUUUGAGAAAGCAGGCCUCGGACAAGGAGCUGCUGUGGGUGGUCCGCGUUAGCGUGCUGCUGGUGGGCGUGGCCGGAACCAGCCUGGCUUUCAAGAAGAACAGCGUGCUGGCGCUCUGGCUGUUGGCGGCGGAUCUCCUCUACUGCAUCGUGAGCCCGCAGCUCUUUUGCGUGUUGCACCUCCGCUCCGCCAACAGCUACGGCGCCAUCAGCGCCUACACGGCGGCGCUGCUGCUGCGCGUGCUGAGCGGCGAGCCGGCCAUCGGCCUGCCGCCUCUCAUCCUCUACCCGGGCUGGAGGGAAGAGCGGGGCGUGGUCAACCAGUAUUUCCCCUUCAGGACUCUGAUUGCAUUCAUCUCUCUGGUGACUCUGCCCCUCGUGUCCUGGCUGGUCCAGCUGGCCUUCACGCGGCAGCUGCUUCCGCAGUCCUGGGACGUCUUGGGCGUGUGUCAGCAGCAAACGGAGGCGGCGGAAGAGGAAAUUCCGAUCCAACUAUCCAAUGAGGAAAAGAAGUAUAUCCAUAAUACAGCAUUAUAGAUGCUCUGCCAAACCUCCUCUUAUGCACACGGUGUUUACGCACUCUCACAUAUUUUCUAUGACACAACAAUUACAGUUAGGAUGGCCACCCCCAAAAAAGAAAGAGGCUGUCAAACACAAAUGAGUAAAAGACCCGUAAGGCUGCACUCACCUAAAAACAGGCCGUAUUUUCCCCGACUAUAAGCCGCCAGAGGUGGGAAUCUUUGGACAAAUCACGAUUCGAUUAAAAAUGGACAAUACAGUACAGGCCAAAAGUUUGGACACACCUUCUCACUCAAUGCGUUUUCUUUAUUUUCAUGACUAUUUACAUUGUAGAUUGUC
This is a messenger RNA of Entelurus aequoreus (snake pipefish), 2249 nucleotides long. Its product is annotated as high affinity choline transporter 1-like. The transcript is spliced from 10 exons. Gene Ontology annotation, biological process: choline transport; acetylcholine biosynthetic process; transmembrane transport. Bases 285 to 1928 code for a protein of 547 amino acids. Gene Ontology annotation, cellular component: plasma membrane. NCBI's taxonomy places the organism in Eukaryota, Metazoa, Chordata, Actinopteri, Syngnathiformes, Syngnathidae. The record is from RefSeq and is a predicted model, not a curated record. Gene Ontology annotation, molecular function: choline:sodium symporter activity.